This is a messenger RNA of Carassius auratus (goldfish), 733 nucleotides long. RefSeq names its product protein unc-80 homolog. Gene Ontology annotation, biological process: monoatomic cation homeostasis. Gene Ontology annotation, cellular component: cation channel complex; axon. Gene Ontology annotation, molecular function: monoatomic cation channel activity. Bases 50 to 388 code for a protein of 112 amino acids. The record is from RefSeq and is a predicted model, not a curated record. NCBI's taxonomy places the organism in Eukaryota, Metazoa, Chordata, Actinopteri, Cypriniformes, Cyprinidae. The transcript is spliced from 4 exons.
UUUAGAAUUCUUCAAUAUACCAGAGGCUCGAUCUGCUAACUAUUUUUUGAUGGAUAAGCGUUGGAACCUUUUACACUAUGCCAAGACAUAUGUGCGAGACAUCUACCCUUUUAGAAGAUCAGUGUCUCCUCAACUCAACCUGGUUCAUAUGCUUCCAGAGAAGGGCCAGGAGCUCAUCCAGAAACAGGUGUUUUCUAGAAAGUUGGAAGAGAUUGGCCGAGUUCUGUUCAUCAUCUCACUUACCCAGCAUAUGCCUGCCAUGCACAAACAAUCCCAUGUCUCCAUGCUUCAGGAAGAACUUUUGCGUCUACCGUUAUUUCCUCGCUCUGCCAUUGAUGCUGAGUUCAUGCUCUUCAAUGAGCCUCUAGCUGUUAACCCAACCAGCUGAGUCUCAGGAGGAGAUCACGGCUCGUCACCAUAUUGCAGAGCAACUAGAGCGUCGUUUCAUCCCGCGGUCCCUCUGCAAGAGCUCUCUGUUUGCCGAGUUCAGCAACGAGCUCAAGAUCUUGAAAGAGGCUGUACACAGCGGCUCCAGUAAGAACUGGCUUUAUUGGGAUAUUACCUAGAAAACAAAAGUUUACCUACCUAUCUCUCAGCAAAAUUGGUCACAUUGUUAACCCUAACCCUAACAUGCUGCAUAUACAAAUCACACAUAAAUAACUAAAUCAUAUACAGUAUAUCUCACAUAAACCGUAUCAUACAGGACAUGUAGAAAGGUAUAUCGGAUGCCACA